AUGCAGUUGCAGUUGAAAAAGAUUGAGGACAUGAUCCAGGAACAUCAAUCCACCCAAGUAGAGAUAGUGGCAGCCUUGAAGGACUAUCGAUCUAACCAAGAACAGAUCCAAAAAGAAAUGUUCACCGUGCUUUAUAAAUUGGAAAAUCAAGCCGUGCUUAAUCGAAGCGACGCUCACAACCGGCAGCAGGAAUUGCCUACAGCUCUUCAUAAACUCGAUAGCGACGACGACAAAGUGCAUAACAUCAGUCAGCAGAUAAUGAAUGUCUUGCCACAGCCCAAGCUAACGGUGGAUGGUUUCUCGUGCAAAAAUGUUCCUUCGAAAGUGUCCGGAACGUAUCUGAUCCGCGUGAAGAAUGAUAGUGAACCGUUUGAAGUGUAUUGUGAACAGAAAUCGUUCGGCGGUGGAUGGAUUGUGUUUCAGUACCGUUACAAUGGAUCACUGGACUUUUACCGAGGGUGGAAUGAGUUUCGUGACGGUUUUGGAGAUGUGUACGACGAGUUCUGGUUAGGUCUCGAGAAGGUCCACCAGAUAACAAGUGGUCGUAAGCAUGAAUUUGUCGUUCAAUUGAAAGACUUUAAUGAAACGUACAAGUAUGCGCGGUACGAUGCAUUCGAGAUCGGUAGUGAAAGUGAGCAAUAUGUGCUGAAAGAAUUUGGAAACUACAGGGGAACAGCAGAUGAUGCCAUUUACUUUUAUGAUAAAGGUAUGAAGUUCUCUACGAAAGAUCGGGAUAAUGAUGAGAACAGCGACAGGCAUUGUGCACAGGAGCGCGAAGGUGCAUGGUGGCACUGGGAUUGUGCCGCAGCGAAUUUGAACGGGCGGUACAUGAAUGCUCACGAUACAAAAUCAAUGUUUUGGUUUUCUUUCCGUGAAUUUCAAGGAUUGAGUUACUCGCGAAUGAUGAUCCGGGAGCUGGAAUAG
Messenger RNA from Anopheles aquasalis, 924 nucleotides. Its product is annotated as angiopoietin-4-like. Lineage: Eukaryota; Metazoa; Arthropoda; Insecta; Diptera; Culicidae. The record is from RefSeq and is a predicted model, not a curated record.